AUGGACCUAAUUGGCAUCUGGCCUGAGCCUGAUAGGACGGAUCAACGAUGGUUAGAUUUCAAGGCUGUGACUUGUCUGGCUGUUAUAGCGAUGUUCGGGACAGGACCCCAGAGCUCGAAUCUACUCUUCAUAUGGGGAGACCUAGAACUGGUGACGGAGAACCUGUCUAUGGCUAAUAUCCCUGGUAUAAACGCGAUGAUCAAGUUGAUACCUAUCAUACAGUCUUUCUAUGACGACUGGCAGUGUCCAAGAACGGAGGAAGAGAAGACGACGAUGCUGAAAAUGGCCAAACCAGCCAGGUUCAUUUCUAUCUGGUGCUCAGUGCUGACUCGGAGCAUGGUCACCGUGUACCUCGGUAGUCCAGCAUUCACUAUCUACCAGAGUGACAAGGUCAAAGAGAGACAGGAUCACUUGGUCUUGUAUCCCGGAUAUUUCCCGUACGAUAUUCGACCGACACCAGUGCUGAUUCUGACUAAUUUCGGCCAAGUGAUCACAGCGUAUUCGGCUACAAUCUCCUACACCGCCGUUGACACGUUCAUCGCUGUGCUGGUGAUGCACAUGUGCGGGCAGUUCGAGAUCCUGAGGAUGAAAUUGCAAAGGUUGAUGGGCGAUGAAGAGGGCAGUAAGAAUCAGGACGAGUUUAGGAAGAAUUUGGCUUGGAUCGUGAACAGACACGAACAUCUGAACCAGUUCGCGACGAAGAUCGAGGACUGCUUCAACACGCUUCUGCUCAUCCAGAUACUGCUCUGCACGGUGGAAAUAUGUUUCCAAGACUUCUUGUUCUUCAACGUCCUGCUGCAAAACGAAGAUGGAAUCUUCAACACCCAAUUUCUCUUCUUCAUCCUCUUCGUCUGCUUCAUCCUGGUACACAUGUAUCUUUAUUGUUACAUAGGAGAGAUGCUCCUCGUCCAAAGCAGAGAAAUGAGCAAUUCCGCGUACGAGUCCAAUUGGUUCAACGUCUCACCUCCCGAAGCCAAGUGUCUUCUGUUCAUCAUGCGCAGAUCCACUCGUCCUCUUUGCUUGACUGCAGGCAAAUUCGGCACUUUUUCCAUGGAAAUGUUCAGUAGCGUAUGUACCGACUGCAUGUCACACUUUUCCACUUGA
Messenger RNA from Eufriesea mexicana, 1104 nucleotides. Its product is annotated as odorant receptor 9a-like. The transcript has 5 exons. Bases 1 to 1104 code for a protein of 367 amino acids. Gene Ontology annotation, cellular component: plasma membrane. Gene Ontology annotation, biological process: detection of chemical stimulus involved in sensory perception of smell; sensory perception of smell. Gene Ontology annotation, molecular function: odorant binding; olfactory receptor activity. NCBI's taxonomy places the organism in Eukaryota, Metazoa, Arthropoda, Insecta, Hymenoptera, Apidae. The record is from RefSeq and is a predicted model, not a curated record.